Molecule: messenger RNA, 3476 nt
Organism: Corylus avellana
Lineage: Eukaryota; Viridiplantae; Streptophyta; Magnoliopsida; Fagales; Betulaceae
Product: DNAse I-like superfamily protein
Biological process (GO): phosphatidylinositol dephosphorylation
Molecular function (GO): phosphatidylinositol-4,5-bisphosphate 5-phosphatase activity; phosphatidylinositol-3,4,5-trisphosphate 5-phosphatase activity; inositol-polyphosphate 5-phosphatase activity
Source: RefSeq, a predicted model, not a curated record
UCUCCCACAUUCCCUUUAUCUUUUUUCUUCUUUAACUGCUGCUUUCCUUCCUGAGUUCCUCUCAUAGAAAGAUUUGAGUACAAGUACUGGCACUGCUUGCAUGUUAGAUCAAACCUAACUUGCUGACCGUGGGCAGAGGUUAGAGAGAGAAAGAGAGAGACGGAGAGAGAGUCCGGGCAACGUGUGACUGUCGUGGUUGGGUGAGUGAGUCCGGUGGGUGGCCAAUAUAUCCAUCCCUCCGCGACUUCCCAAGUCUCCAUCCAAAGCUUUUGGUUUUGGGUCGGCCUUGGAUUUGGGGUAAAAAGCCUCCACAGAGAGAGAGAGAGAGAGAAAGAAGCCAAGCUGCAUCUCCUCCAAACACCACUUUAUUCUCUCUUCAAAUUCGAUACUUUGCUCAGUACCCACAACGAGGUGUUUUUGUUUUAGUUUUUUUUUUGGUUGCAGAGAGAGCCAAAACUCUCUUUCUCUCUCACUCUCUCUCUCUCUCUCUCUCUCCCUUCCUCUCUCUCUUUUAGGGUCUCCUACAUUGUCUCCUUCCAUCCUCAGAAUCUCAUUGUCUUCCUUCUACGCAUUCAGGGGGUCUGUCAUUCUCUCUCUCUCUCUCUCUCUGGUUCACUUUCAAAUUUGCUCUGUUUUCUGUUCCUCUGUUUCCAUCUGUUUUUCUCUCGACUCAACGCUGAAAAUAGGAAGUACAACGGAAAUUACUCAUCUGGGUUUUACCUUUGUGUUUACUAAAUGCCGAGAAACUGGGAUUUUCUUGGUUCCAUCAAUUGUUUUCUUCUCUUCAUUACCUGAAGAAACAGAAUAUGUUAGUUAGCCGCCCCGAUUGUUCAGUUCUACUCUCUUGUUAAUCAUUGAGCUUUCUUUCUCCCAUUGCUUUGAGGAGCAUAAACAAGCGGAUUUUCUCUUAUUUUUAGGUUCAUUCUGGAGAGAAAAACAAACCCAGUUUCUGGGCUUUUUUUUUUUUUUUUUGGUUCCUGAGAUUUGAUUUUACUGCAGAGUCUUAGUUCAUUUUUCCACAGUCAAACUAGUUGAAGAGCGGAUUGUAAAAAUAGAUAUCUGGAAAUCUGGAUAGCUAUAUGAAGUUUGUGCAACAAUGAGAGAUGGGAGUUCCAAGAAAAGCAAGCUUUCAUGGCCGAAGACAUUGGUCAAGAAGUGGUUCAACAUCAAAAGCAAAGCUGAGGACUUUCACGCAGACGAUGUCGUUUAUGGAGGUGGUGAUGAAGAGUGGAGGAGCAACUAUUCAGAGAGGGAGGCAUGCACAAUCAAGAAAAGCAAAACAGCGAGAUCAAACAAAAGGAACUCUGAUCGAAUCCGGCGGGGUAAGAUUGACCUUGAUACCUCACAAGUUACGGAUGUGCGUAAUUAUAGGCUUUUUGUAGCUACAUGGAAUGUGGCUGGAAAAGCUCCUCCUAGUAAUUUGAAUCUUGAAGAUUGGCUUCAUACCUCUCCUCCUGCUGACAUUUAUGUUCUUGGGUUUCAAGAAAUUGUUCCUUUGAAUGCUGGCAAUGUUUUGGGCACAGAAGAUAAUGGCCCAGCUAGAAAAUGGCUAGCUCUAAUUAGGAAGACCCUGAACAGUCUUCCAGGCACUAGUGGUGGAUGCCACACACCUUCACCAAUCCCUGAUCCAAUUGUGGAAUUAGAUUCUGACUUUGAAGGAUCAACAAGGCAGAAGGCUUCAUCUCUUUUCCAUCGUCGAUCAUUCCAAUCCUUGAGUCGGAGCAUGAGAUUGGACAACGACAUGGAAAUUCCACAGCCCCGACUUGAUAGGCGGUUUAGUGUUUGUGACCGAGUUAUGUUUGCCCACAGGCCAAGUGACUAUGACUUGAACUUCAGAUAUGGCUCCUCUGAUGAUGAGAAUGUACCUGGGGAUUCACCAGUGGCAUCAUAUUAUUCGCCAGUAUCCUACAGCGGGCCUUUGUCCAUGGAGGAUAGAGAUAGACAGUCAGGCCACUCAAGGUACUGCUUGGUUGCCAGUAAGCAAAUGGUUGGGAUAUUUCUAACCAUUUGGGUAAAGAGUGAUCUCAGGGACGAUGUUCGCAACAUGAAAGUGUCUUGUGUGGGAAGAGGACUGAUGGGUUAUCUUGGAAACAAGGGUUCAAUUUCAAUUAGCAUGUCUUUGCACCAAACGAGCUUUUGCUUCGUAUGUAGCCAUUUGACCUCUGGGCAGAAGGAGGGUGAUGAGCUAAGGAGAAACUCUGAUGUCAUGGAGAUCCUUAGGAAGACAAGGUUUCCCAGGGUUCAUGGCAUGGGGGAUGCGGCUUCCCCUCAAACAAUUCUAGAUCAUGAUCGAAUUAUCUGGCUAGGAGAUUUGAAUUACCGUAUUGCACUAUCUUACCGUUCUGCAAAGGCUCUUGUUGAGAUGCGCAAUUGGAGGGCAUUGUUAGAAAAUGACCAGCUGCGUAUAGAGCAGAGACGGGGGCAUGUCUUCGAGGGAUGGAAUGAAGGAAUAAUAUACUUCCCUCCUACAUACAAGUAUUCGAAUAAUUCUGAUAGAUAUGCAGGGGAUGAUAGGCAUCCAAAGGAGAAGCGAAGAACUCCCGCAUGGUGCGAUCGUAUAUUAUGGUGGGGUGGAGGCCUCCAUCAAUUAUCAUAUGUCCGUGGGGAGUCGAGGUUCUCAGAUCACAGACCAGUUUAUAGCAUAUUCUUGGCAGAGGUCGAGUCUUUAAACCGUAGCCGUAUAAAGAAAAGCAUGAGUUGUUCCAAUGCCAGGAUUGAGGUAGAAGAGCUGUUGCCAUAUUCACAUGGAUACACUGAACUCAAUUUCUUUUGAGGGACAGAAAUCUGAGUGAUUCACAUUCCAGUAUGGUACAACUUGAAACAAUGGAAGAAGAUGCUCUUCAAGGUAGUUUAGGUUACCACAGAUUUACUACAAACACAAAAUUCUUUGAUCAAAAUACAAGUUUCUCAGAUUUUCCAAUACCAAUUCGUCUCCUCAAUUCGGUCGGGACAGACAAGAAUCAUGAAUGUUUGACAUGGGCCAAACGGCUUUCUCACUUUUUACCCAAGUAAAUUCUUGAGCUAGUUGACCACAACUCCUGCAUCAAAAGUCCCCAUCUUGCAGGUCCAUGUGCUGCCAAGUACUUGGUUUCAAUGGCUAUAGAAACAUUCUGUUACCCAUACAAUCCAAAAGAAGGGUUGUCUGUUUUUCCUUUCCUAUUCUUGGCUUGGCUGUAAUUCUUCUUGCCUAUGCCUUUUGUCUAAUUCUGUCCAUGCUUAUCCUUGUCACAACAACAGGUACAGAAUUUGUGAUUUUUGUCAAUAAAUAGCCUCAGAAGUUUGUGGUUUACUAGUAUAUUCAAUCUUACCAAUAAGGAUGAACUUGCUCAGUCUCUCCAGAAUCACCAACUUCAUUUGGCUUGCAAUUUUAUUUUUUAUUUUUUUGGUUAAAGGGGAAAGAAAUAAUCUCAGGGUAGAUAUUUUGCACUGGGGAAAGAAUUAGAGAUGUAAACAGAAACUAGUUAAAAGUGAAAAAA